Molecule: messenger RNA, 1084 nt
Organism: Dromaius novaehollandiae (emu)
Lineage: Eukaryota; Metazoa; Chordata; Aves; Casuariiformes; Dromaiidae
Gene: LSMEM1
Product: leucine rich single-pass membrane protein 1
Exons: 3
Coding region: 143-619 (158 amino acids)
Source: RefSeq, a predicted model, not a curated record
ACCCAGUAAGUGUGCUGGUCUUUCAAAUCCCUUUAUUUUAAGGGUUGUUAGGGCUGCUCAGCAUUUUCUUAUAUCAGGAUUCCUACUGUUACCAGUUAUUUUGCAUAUCCAUGUUUUAACUUUUUUAUUUUUUUUAGAUAUAAUGGAGAGGCCUUCUUUGGAAAUUAACCUGCCCAAUACUCCUGAAGAGGGAAAACUUUAUGUAGUUGAUUCUUUAAAUAACCUAAACAAGCUAAAUGUUUGUCCAGAUGAAUCCCAACAUGUGCUAGAUGAGGAAGAUGAGAACACUGGUGAUACUGGAGAAUACAUGGCGUGGAGCAACAUAAGAAACCAAUGUUUGUACUUCGUCACCUUGAUUCUUACUCUGAUUAUCAGUUUGGCACUUGUUUCAUUCGUAAUAUUCUUAAUAAUUCAAACUAGGAACAAAAUGGACCAACUAUCAAGCAGACUAAUAUUUGAAAAGAAGAAUAUAGAAGAGCUUAAGAAAAUGAACAAUAUGAUAUUAAAGCAUCUAAAUCAAUCAGGAAUUAAGGAAAAGGAGAGAGACUUCUUCACACCAACUCCUGAUCUUCAUGAGUACUUAUUCACCCAUGCUGAGCUGAAAAUCCCUGGAGAAUAGAUCAGCUUUGGAAUGAAAUUCAAUGUCACUGUAUUCAUGCACUCAGAUAUUUUCACAUAUGACACAGAGGUUACUUCAACAUUCUGAUGUGGUCACAGAAACACUGGAAAACACAUUUGAAUGAAAAAAAUAUUAGAAAAUAAUAUUUGGUCCUGUUUUAUGUGAAUACAGAUUUUCAAAACCAAGCCCACAUCAUUUACAUUGAGCAGUGGAUUGACAAAAAAAUUUCAGGAGAGUUCCAGAUUCCCUGUGCAUCAUAAAUUGCAGGGUUAGGGACUUAGUUUUACUUUAACUGUAAGUGAACGACCACAUAAAAUAGUGAUUUUCUUAUUCAAAUGAUUCCAGCAAGACCUUAUUCAGUUAAUCAUUCUCCUGUCUCUUAGGAACAACUGUGUUUGCAUGUUUAUUAUUUGUAUUUAAGGGUAACUGAGGAUUCCAUAACUUAUAAAUAAAAUCAGUUCUGCA